Symbiodinium natans is the source of this 3879-nucleotide messenger RNA. The record is from the annotation of a GenBank genome assembly. Lineage: Eukaryota; Dinophyceae; Suessiales; Symbiodiniaceae.
AUGUUCCCACUGCUGCGCUGUGCAGCCCUGCUUCUGCUUUGGGUGACUGCUUGCAGUGAGUUUGUCGGUGAAGUUCGCCUCGACCUGGAAGUGAACAGCCGCUGCACGGGCUCCCCCGUCGUGGCCAUACAGCACCCUGGCUGCGAGCCCUCGCCCUGGUUCCCGGCCGUGGUCUUGCAGGGCGACCCUGUGUCCGGGAAUGCCACGGUGGUUUACGGCUGGAGCUCCGACCAGCAGGAGGCCUGGUCGCGUGCAACCUUGGUGCCAUUGGCUGGAGCCACGGCCUACGAUUGCUUGCAGGAGGAGUGGCAGCCAGGCGGCGACCGCGGGCGCGGCUACGAGUUUCGACCCAGCUGUGAGGCUUAUCCCUGCGUCACGGGCUGCAUUGUCUCCACCCCCGACGCCUGCGACGGCCGAAGUCGCCUCGAGGAGGGCGAGAUCUGCACCGUGCCCUGCGCGCAGGAAGGUCUGGUCAAUCUCACCUGCGACGGCCUUGCCUGGCCCGAGCUCCGCCGUGCGCUCUGCACAGCCGUGGUCGUUUAUUGCGACGAGCUCAAUGGCACUGCGCCCGACACUCCGUGUGAGAACCGCGGCAGCACCACCUCCUCCACAACCCUGGCACAAGCAGAUCGCCGCUUUCGGGGCUGCUCCGAGUUGGUGGAGCUUUCCCCUGGCGUGGUUGGCAUGCCUGAGAACCGAAUGGUGUCCGGCGCGUACUACCUGGAGAUUGGCGUGCAGAGCGGAACCGAGGUCGCUGGUUUUGUGGAUGCUUCCUGGCUACCGACAUCCACGGAGCAUCAAUGGCUGUCAGCGCCAGGUGCUGGUUCAGCUGCUGGCCACAUAGGCUUGGCAGUGCGGUUCAUCGGCGAAAGCAUGGCCGAAGUUCGCUUCUCUUGGGAUGGCGUUUGGGGCGGGCCCCAGCAGCUGCAGUUCGACGACCACCUGAUCUUGGUGGUGUUCACCUCAGAAGACACCACUUGGCAUGUUCCUCGCGACUCCUGGCUGCACCUGCCGCCCACCAUCGUCUACAUGCCUCUCACUCAGAGGCAGUUCCCCGAGGUUUGCCACUUCCCUUUGCGCUUCCAGAUGAUGGCCACACCUCCGGUCUGCCGAGAGGGGCUGCUGACGCUGACCCAUGCGGAGGAUUGCGCAGCAGCCGGAUUCUACCUGGGACUUGCCCUCACUCAGGUAGUCUCUGGCUAUUUUCCUGGCUAUCCGGCCAGCUGCUUCUUCUGCCAAGAAUGCGAUCAGGGCGACUUAUACUUCAACAACGCCUCCAUUGAGGAGACGGCUACCGAGUCCAUCCGUCAGGCUCCCUUGGCAGCCGCCCUCUGCUCGGAUCGUGUGCUCCGGGUCGCAACAGAGGCUGAAGGAAACUUCUCCAUGCUAACCACCGAGUUUCGCUUGGCCCGUGGCCGGUGUCGAGAAGGCUACAUGCUGAUCUCGAAUGUCACACUUUGCGAAAGGGCGGCAACAGAGUUGGCGCUUGCCUUUGAUGGCGCGGUUGCGGUGGUCAACUGGCCAAGAGCUUUUGCCAGCAUGGACAACUACUGGCCAGUGGGCUGCUUCUAUUGCCCGCUAUGCGAGACUGCCCACGUCUUCCUCAAUCAGGGCAGCUUGAGCUGUUUUACGAGAGAAGAUGGCACGCAGCGCAAUGCAGUACCCAAGCUGCGGAAACGGCGGCGCGCGGAGUACUGCGGCAUAUCUAACGCAACACAGAGGCAGGAGAAGGAGAGAGCCGACUUGGCCGGAACGACGGCGCAGGCUUUCCUCCUGGGCGGCGCGACGACGUUGGCCCGCGGACCCUCGAUGGGCUGCGCACAGGGCGUCGUGUCCAAUCCGGUACAGCCUGCGGCGAUGGAAUCCAGCAAGUCCAUCGAGCCUGUGCAUCACUCAGAGGCGUCUCCUCUGUCGCAGCCCUCCGCGAGCUUGAAGACAGCGGAGCGGAAGGUGAGCAGCGAUGGCUCACCCAUUGUCAUGGGAAAGUACAAGAUGAGCAUGACCAAGCAGGACCUGAUGGGCGAGGGCACCUCUUCCAUCUGCAGGAAAGGCGUGUGCAUGGAGACCGGCACCGAAGUGGCCAUCAAAGUCUACAAGGCCUUGAAAGAGACCCACAAGGGCGAGGACGUGCGACUCCAAAAGUUCCGCAGGCAAAUCAGCGUGCUGAAGAUGCUGCAGGAGCCGUUUGAAACAGUGUCCGACGAGACGCUCUGGCACCCGCAGCUGGCAGCCACGAAGCCCUCGAAGCUCUUCAUGUCCCUGCUGGACUACAGCAAGGACCAGAGUGGCACCCCGGCACCCGAUCCCAUCGACGGCGUGAUGUACGUGGUCACCGAGUUGGCCCAGUAUAGCCUCAAGGACUACCUGGCCCUCAGAAGGGACCAAGGGAAGAGCCUCUCAAGGGGAGCAGUGAAGAACAUCAGCAAGGCCAUCAUCCUUGUUGUGGCGGGUCUGCAUGCCAAAAACCUGGUGCACUUGGACCUGAAGCCCGAAAACCUGAUGAUGUUCAGUGGCCGGCUGAAGCUGAUCGACGUGGAUGGCUGCGUGCCCUGUGGGAGCCAGGUCUCCAUACAGGACUCCUCGAUCUCCUUCUCCCCCUGCUACUGCGCGCCGGAGUGGGCGCGGUUCCUGAUUGAGGAGACGGAGUCGAAGAUCACCGUGCGCCCGCAUCUGGAUGUCUGGAGCGUCGGGAUGACCAUUUGCGAGUUGGCAACCCUGGAUGCCGUGCUGAAGCCCAUGUACGCCAACUUCCUGCGGAAUGGGCACUCCCACCGAGAGGCGGGGUUCCUCUUCAUGGACUGGCUCGGCAGCAUCGCCAAGGCACCCAUCCCGAAGAGCAUCGAGCGGUUUGAUCCGGCCUUCCACCAGAUGCUCAUCGGCUCCCUCCUUGUGUGUGACCACACGAAGAGGAAGACCCUGGCCCAGUGCCUCUCAGAUUCUUACCUGGAGUCUGACAAGGAGAAGGUUGCCCAGAACUCGACCACGGAGCAGAUGGAGCACACCCAGUCAGAGGCCCCACCCUUGCCGGUGCAUGAGAAGGUGGACCGCACCACCCGAAACCGGAUCGAGGACACCUCCAGCAAAGCGCCCCUCUACAAGGGCACCCUGUGGAAGCUCAACACGGAUGGGAACCCCCAGGACCCGACGCAUUGGCUGAAGCGCGACAUGUGGGUUGCCUUCAACGGCUCUUUGUGCUACUUCAGCAUCAAAGAGAACAAGCGCUUGGUCCUGGUGGACGGCUCGAAGCUCACCGGUGCUAAGGUGACCCCAUUGGUGGGAGCCGCACGCGAGUACGCCUUCAGGCUGCAGUGCUACAACCAAGAUGAGCAUGAGAAGGAUGUGAACAUUGGCUUCUCUGCGGAGUCACCCGAAGAGUACACGAAAUGGACGGGACUCCUUUUGCACACCGCCAACAUGGACGGUGCCAUCCAGACGAUGCGCCUGGGUGGGGAUGUGGCCGCCGAGAUCAAGCAGUUCAGGCUGAAUGUCAAGAAUCGCCGCAUGAAGGUCGGCGAGGACAAGAAAGACCAGUUUGCUCCGGUCUUCAAGGCCAAGUUGUGGAAGGUGAAGGCCGAGGGCGACCGGCGGAAGGAGGAAGACUGGUUCGAGCGCGAGAUGUGGAUCGCCAAGAACGGCAGCCUCGUCUACUGGAGCAAGAAGGAGGACCGUGACCUGGUCUACUACACCUCCGAGGACAUCGCCCGCGCGACGAUCACCUUGAUCCCCAACGAUGACAGCUUCAUCCCCUGGGCUUUCCAGGUCCACCUACCCCCAAUUGGAGAGGUGCAGUUCACGCCCGGGGAGUUUGCCGCCGAGUCCGAGGCGAUGAGGGACUGUUGGAUCGAGGAGCUGAAGGAGCGCGUGGCCGAGCCCCGGUGA